AUGGCGAUAAUACGAAAAGUUAAACGAAAUGUUUUGCAAACAUUUAAAGAAAUUUACAGAAGAGGCAAAAGCUUGAAUAUUCAUAAAACUGCAUUUUUAAGCCAAACAUAUGAAAAAAAUUGUUGGAGAAAAACAAGGAUUCGAGAAGAGAAGGUUUAUUAUAAAAAGUAUAAUUUUUUAAAGCAUGCAUUUGAUGUUGUUAAUUAUGGUAUUGAUAAAAAUGUUAAAUUUCAAAUUGGAGAAAAAGAGAUAGUAGAAGAAGAUUCAUAUGUAUAUGAAGACGAAAAACAUGAAACUGAAAAAGAUAUAAAAAAUGAUAUAACAAAUGUUGAUUUGAAUGUUAAGAAUAUUUUAAAAUCAUUAGAAGAUAUCCACAAAAAUUAUAAUCAAAACUAUAAAAAUUUUACACAUUUAUACUAUAAUGUUAUGAAUAAAAAUAUUUCACUUAAAAAAAGUGAAUUUAUAAAGAAAUAUAAUAAUUUAUACAAUCCUAGAGAUUUAACCAUAAUAUAUUUAUACAUCAAAAAAUUUAAAUUAUUAAAUAAUAAAAAAAAAUAUUUAACGAACAAGUUGUAUUCUUUAAAAGCACGAAAAAAUGUAUUCGAUAAAAUAAAUUAUUCCUUUUCAAUUCAAAAGUUGGAAGAAAUGUUUUAUACACACUGCAAAAAAAUCAAUGUGUUGUAA
This is a messenger RNA of Plasmodium vinckei vinckei, 684 nucleotides long. Its product is annotated as conserved Plasmodium protein, unknown function. The record is from RefSeq and is a predicted model, not a curated record. Lineage: Eukaryota; Apicomplexa; Aconoidasida; Haemosporida; Plasmodiidae. The transcript has a single exon. The coding region runs from base 1 to 684 and encodes 227 amino acids.